UCACCUCCACCAUCUUACCAUUACAAAUCUCCUCCCCCACCAUCUCCAUCAUCACCACCAUCUUACUAUUACAAGUCUCCUCCUCCACAAUCACCAUCACCUUCACCAUCUUACUAUUACAAAUCUCCUCCCCCGCCAUCCCCAUCACCACCACCAUCUUACUAUUACAAGUCACCUCCUCCACCAUCUCCAUCACCACCUCCGUCAUAUUACUAUAAGUCUCCUCCACCACCACCAUCAUCUCCCCCACCACCAUACUACUACAAAUCUCCCCCACCACCAUCUCCUUCUCCUCCUGCCCCAUACUAUUAUAAGUCACCACCACCACCAUCGCCAUCUCCUCCAACACCCUAUUACUAUAAAUCUCCACCUCCACCAUCGCCCUCACCUCCACCACCCUACUAUUACAAGUCUCCUCAUCUGCCAUCACCUUCUCCUCCACCUCCAUACUACUACCUCUCUCCACCUCCACCAGUAAAGUCUCCUCCUCCCAUUUACUACAACUCACCUCCUCCACCAGUAUACAUUUAUGCUUCUCCCCCACCUCCAAUCCACUAUUAAGGAUUUCUAGGAGCGCAGCCAUUCUCCAUAAUCAAUCGAAUUUUUGUCUGAAGAACAAAAUAAACGCUGCCUUCUUGCGGAAAAAAUUAAAACAUCAAUAGUAUAAAGCAAUUGCUUUAUGGAAUAAGAUAUUCAAUUGAAAGAUUGAUUCUUCGUUACGAUAUAGACCAGUUUGCUUCUACUUCUCUUUUGGCCUUCUUGCACAUUGUCCUCGUUUUAUUCAUUUCCUAUAGUAGUUAUUGCAAGUUGUUUUCUUGUAAUACCUUGGUGUACUUUGUGCAUAAAUCAAUAAAAAGAUCAAAUUCGUUA
Molecule: messenger RNA, 870 nt
Organism: Nicotiana attenuata
Lineage: Eukaryota; Viridiplantae; Streptophyta; Magnoliopsida; Solanales; Solanaceae
Product: extensin-like
Exons: 2
Source: RefSeq, a predicted model, not a curated record